Molecule: messenger RNA, 2787 nt
Organism: Oncorhynchus mykiss (rainbow trout)
Lineage: Eukaryota; Metazoa; Chordata; Actinopteri; Salmoniformes; Salmonidae
Product: serine/threonine-protein kinase Chk2
Biological process (GO): protein phosphorylation; mitotic DNA damage checkpoint signaling
Cellular component (GO): nucleus; cytoplasm
Molecular function (GO): protein serine/threonine kinase activity; ATP binding; protein binding
Source: RefSeq, a predicted model, not a curated record
GGAAAAUCCUAAACUUCUCACUUGCUUAAAUUCAGGUGACGUAAAAUGAAAAACAAACAAAACUUUUCCCAUGAGUCUCGAGAAAUCCAAUUUCCCCGGCAAAUCUACACGUGCCGCGAUUAAUUCGAAAUCCCGACCACGACAGAGGAGAAAUAUUGACCAUGUCCCAAGAGAAGCCAGACGCUUGCAGCCAGACCCAGUCGCAGCCUCAGACCCAGUCCCAGAGUGGCUCCAGCUCCUCCUCUGCUCCAGGCUCUGCCAGCCAGUCAUCCUCUGGGUCUGGCACAGUCAGUUCUGUGGACACCAUCCCCGUUAGGGACCUGGGUUCCAUACCAGAGGAGCAUGAGCCACAGCCCUGGGGCCUCCUGCUGCCUAUGCAGAGAGGCUUCAGAGCCCACAACUGUGUUGAGGACGACGCUUGGUUUGGCCGGCACACUAAAUGCAACUAUUCCUUUGAUGUCCCCAUACUGAGGAAUUCGUCCAGAUUUGCUGCAUACAGCAAUAAACACUUUAGGAUAUUCCGAGAGAAGAACAUUGUCUAUGUCUUUGACAACAGUAACAAUGGCACGUUUGUUGACGGUAAAAUGAUUGGAAAAGGAAAAAUGUUGCCACUAGCGAACAAUGCAGUGUUGUCCCUUGCUGAAGAACGCCACAAAGUGUUUGUGUUCAUUGAUCUCAUGGUGGAUGAGCAGUCCAACCUACCCAAAGAGUUAAGCGAGAAAUACAUGAUCACCAAAAAGAUUGGAGUUGGUGUGUGUGGGGAAGUGAAGCUGGCUUUUGAGAGGGCCACUUGCAAAAAGGUGGCCUUGAAGACUAUCAACAAGAAAGAUUUCCCGGCAUCUGUUGGCACUGCCACGCGAAGUGCAGAACGAGAGAUCCAGAUUCUUCAAAAGAUUGACCAUCCUUGUCUGAUCAAAACAAAAGACUUCUUCCAAACAGAUGACUCAUACUACAUUGUUUUAGAGCUCAUGGAGGGUGGGGAACUCUACGACCGGGUCAAAAGCAAGCAACAGAUCAAGGAGCCAAUUGCCAAGCUAUAUUUUUACCAGAUGUUGAAAGCAGUAGAGUACCUUCACAACAAUGGCAUCAUCCACAGAGACCUCAAACCUGAAAAUGUGCUGCUUUCGUCUCACGACGAUGUUUGCAUCAUCAAGAUCACAGACUUUAAUCAGUCCAAGAUACUGGAGGAGUCUGCCCUGAUGAGGACCCUUUGUGGAACACCCACAUACCUGGCACCAGAGGUGUUUACAGACGCAGUCACUGUGGGCUACAGCAGGGCUGUAGACGCCUGGAGUUUAGGGGUCGUCCUGUUUGUGUGUUUGGCAGGCUAUCCCCCAUUCUACCCGAAUGCACGAAUUGGUUUGUCAGUCAGUGAUCAGAUCACCCAGGGAAUAUAUACAUUUAUUCCAUCAAAAUGGGACGGCAUCUCCGAUGAUGCCAAAGAUGUUGUGAAGAAACUGCUUCGAGUGGACCCCAAUGCCCGCCUCACCAUUGAGGAGGCAUUACAGCAUCCCUGGCUGAUGGAUGAGGCAAUGAAGGAGACCGCUGAAGGCAUCAUGUACCCCAAGGACCCCGGAGAUGCCGACGCCACAGCAGACCCCGGAGAUGCCGACGCCACAGCAGACCCCGGAGAUGCCGACGCCACAGCAGACCCCGGAGAUGCCGACGCCACAGCAGACCCCGGAGAUGCCGACGCCACAGCAGACCCCGGAGAUGCCGACGCCACAGCAGACCCCGGAGAUGCCGACGCCACAGCAGACCCCGGAGAUGCCACAGUAGCCUCAAUUGGAAAGAGGUCAAGAGAUGAUAAGGAGGAGCAGCAGCCAACAAAGAGGUGACCAGGCCCAUCCACAGAAGCAACAUGAGCCACAUUCCACCCUCGUCGCCCCAUUGGAGACUCCCCUGAUAUUUUUCUUCUGGCAAUUAGGCCUACUUGAAAUCAGUAUAUUGCAUUUCAACACCGAUCACUGUAACCAUUCCCACAUGUCCCUGUUCAGGAUAGUGCAAUCAACUGGAAUUUACUUGAUUACUGCAUGUUGAGUUUCAACUCAUGGGCACAUGCGGAGCUAGCUCCACAUUGUUACGAUGGUGAUAUGUGAAUACUUCCAUACAGCAGUUAUACAUUAGCUAGUGUAAAGCAUAGCAGGUACAUUUUCAACUAACCAGUUCUUGGCGAUACUUUUGUCAUUCUCAAUUCUGGAGAAAAGUAUUUUCUCGAUGUCCAGUUGCAGGUGGUUCUCCAAAAAUAUAUUAAAUCCACGUUUGCACCGAGUGAGGAGUUCCCUCGCCAUUUGAUCUGCAUCUUGUGUUUCCCCAAGAGCUUUGCAGGAACUAGAUGUUUCGAUGUGACACGGCCACAUGUAGGCGACGGAGCGUCACACAGUGGGACCAAAACAAAUAUCUGCAGACAUACAAGAGGCAUUUGCAUUUCUCACUCGAUACAAAACGUGGAUUUAAUAUCUGUUUGAAUAUUAAUUUUUUUAGGGGAGAACCACCUGCAACUGGACAUUUUAUAAGAUGUACUUUUCUCCUAUAUCAAGAACAAAGAAAGUAUCACCAAGAACAGGUUAGUUGAAAAUUGGCCUGCUAUGCCUUAUACUAGCUAAUGUGUAAUGUAUGGAAGCAUUCAUAGAUCAGCGCAACAAUGUGGAGCUAUGUCUACUGGAAAUUGCCUCCUGUUUUGUAAAUUGUUUUUGUACAAAAAUGUUAUUUUCCACUGGGUUUUUAUUGUUGUGCAUCCCAUAAUUCUUGAUUUGUAUAUCAUAAAAAAAAUCUUACUUUAUUGAA